Messenger RNA from Gasterosteus aculeatus aculeatus (three-spined stickleback), 8384 nucleotides. It is a transcript of the gene myo9bl, whose product is annotated as myosin IXB. Gene Ontology annotation, cellular component: ruffle; myosin complex; lamellipodium. NCBI's taxonomy places the organism in Eukaryota, Metazoa, Chordata, Actinopteri, Perciformes, Gasterosteidae. Gene Ontology annotation, molecular function: microfilament motor activity; ATP hydrolysis activity; ATP binding. Gene Ontology annotation, biological process: actin filament-based movement; lamellipodium morphogenesis; intracellular signal transduction. The record is from RefSeq and is a predicted model, not a curated record.
UUAUAUAGGCAGAGAGAAAAAGGAAGUAGCGACAAGCUAGCUUGGCUAGCCGCUCCGAAUCCGCACCGUCUUGUCAGGAAAGAGUGGACCGUUUAUUUUAUUUUUUUUUAAUCUCAGACACUGGCCCCGUUUCUUUGUUAAAUAUACGCGCGCAGGACUUUUUUUUUUCUCUCUCGGUUAAUUCCCCCCACCUCCCCCCUCUCCACUCCCCCCACACUCCCUGACGCUAACCCGGAUUCGUGAUCUUUCAAAACGGACUGAGCCGCUGUUAGCCCCGGUGGUCGGAUACGAGUCGGGUCUUCGUCUCAUCGACGGAGAACACGAGCCUUUCUUUUCCUUUCUGAUUCUUUCACCACACGGUUGAAUGCUAUCAAGGAUCACGCCGAGACAAUGAGAACAGCAGCCGGCUCAGGUGCUGUGUGGUGAGCGGGAAGUGGUGGGUGCGGCAUGCUGAGGCCACUCCCCCUGGCCCAGGAUGAGUGUCAGAGAUGGCGCUGCCACCAUGGCAAUGAAUGCAGGCGGUGGAGGACGAGGAGGGGGGGGAGGCAGCGGAGGCGGGUCAGCUGGCCCUAACGAUCACGAUGGCCGCUCAUACCUGCUCCAGAUCUACCCACGGUUGGCGGCCCAGUCCACCACCUGCUGCAGCCUCCAAGUGCAGAAGGACGCAACCGCGGCCUCCGUAAUCGCGGACGCUGCUGCGGCCCUCGGGCUGGACCCCGGCCGCAUGUAUGUGCUUGCAGAGGUGAAGGAAUGUGGCGGCGAGGAGUGGGUGCUGGAGGCUGGAGACCUGCCGGCACAGAGGUUUUUGCUGUGGCCUCGGAAAGCCCAGGAGAAACAUCCCCAAAGCCUCGGCUUUUACUUCCUACUACAGGAGAGGAACCACGAUGGCAGUAUUCGCUAUGUCCACCUCCCACCUGUGACUAAGGCACAGGAAGCCCAACUAGCAGACAGGGGCUUCCUUCCCCCUCCACAGGACGAUUUUGCGGAUCUUUGCAACCUUCCCGUCCUCAAUGAGGACAGUAUAUUAAACAACCUGCGCACGCGCUUUUAUAAGAAAAAGAUCUAUACCUAUGCAGGCAGCAUCCUUAUAGCCAUCAACCCCUUCAAGUUCCUGCCCAUCUACAACCCCAAGUACGUCAAGAUGUACGAGAACCACCAGCUGGGCAAACUGGAGCCUCAUAUUUUUGCUAUUGCAGAUGUGGCUUACUACGCAAUGCUCAGGAAGAGGGUCAACCAGUGCAUCGUCAUUUCUGGGGAAAGUGGCUCGGGUAAGACCCAGAGCACCAACUUCCUGAUCCACUGUCUUACUGCGCUCAGCCAGAAGGGCUACGCCAGUGGAGUGGAAAGGACCAUACUGGGAGCCGGGCCGGUUCUGGAGGCCUUUGGGAACGCAAAGACCGCCCACAACAACAACUCAAGCCGCUUUGGCAAAUUCAUCCAGGUGAAUUACCUGGAGAGUGGAGUAGUCAGAGGCGCUGUGGUGGAGAAGUAUCUCCUGGAGAAGUCUCGUCUGGUCUCCAGAGAGAACAACGAGAGAAACUACCAUGUGUUUUACUACCUGCUGUUGGGAGCUUCAGAAGAGGAGAGGAAGGAGUUCAAGCUACUGCCGCCUGAAGACUACUUCUACCUCAAGCAGCAAAACUUCAAGAUCGAAGAUGAGGAAGACCUGCGACAUGACUUUGAAAGGCUGCAGCAGGCAAUGGAGAUGGUCGGCUUCCUUCCUGCCACCAAGAAACAGAUUUUUUUGGUGCUUUCGGCAAUCUUGUAUCUGGGCAACGUGACGUACCGGCGUAAGUCGACGGGACGGGACGAGGGGUUGGACGUAGGGCCGCCAGAGGUCCUGGCUACGCUGUCUGACCUGCUGAAGGUGAAGGAGGAGCUGCUGGUUGAAGCUCUGACGAAAAGGAAAACGGUGACAGUCAACGACAAACUGAUCCUCCCGUACAGCCACUCUGAGGCUAUCACAGCGAGAGACUCCAUGGCCAAAUCUCUGUACAGCGCCUUGUUUGACUGGAUCGUCCUUCGCAUCAAUCACUCACUGCUUAACAAGAAAGACAUGGAGGAGUCUGUCCCAUGUUUGUCCAUCGGUGUCCUGGACAUUUUCGGGUUUGAGGACUUUGAGACCAACAGCUUUGAGCAGUUCUGUAUCAACUAUGCAAACGAGCAACUGCAGUAUUACUUCAACAAUCACAUCUUCAACCUGGAGCAGGAGGAGUACCAGGCGGAGGGUAUCACCUGGCAUAACAUUGACUAUACAGACAAUGUGGGCUGUAUCCAUCUGAUCAGCAAGAAGCCCACCGGCCUGCUUUACCUGCUGGAUGAGGAGAGCAACUUUCCCCAUGCCACAGAUGAGACAUUAUUGGCCAAAUUCAAGCAACAGCACCUGGGGAACAAUUACUUUGUGUCCACACCGGUCAUGGAGCCUGCUUUUGUCAUCCAACACUUUGCUGGAAAAGUCAAAUAUCAAAUCAAGGAUUUCCGGGAGAAGAACACCGACCACAUGCGUCCAGACAUUGUGGCGUUGCUGCGGAGCAGCGACCGCGCUUAUGUGCGGCAACUCAUCGGCACGGACCCGGUGGCCAUGUUUCGAUGGGGCAUCCUGCGCGCCACCAUCAGAGGCAUUGCUGCUUUUAAUGAAGCCGGCCGCUCCUGGGCCGCCAAAACUUCAGGUGUUGUCCGUCCAAUCUCCAGAACUCCUUUAGGAGAGCUUCAGCGAUCCAAUGCCCCGAUAGACAGAAUGUACAAACGAGCUUCUAUGCUUGAUUUCUACUUUGAUCACUCAGAGGAGCGCCCUCUAGAGGCCUUUGAAGACAUCUUUGCUAGCUAUGAGAGUAAGAAAGUCAUGCAUGCAGAGAUAAUCAGCUCCAUUAAGAACUUGCCGUUGGAUGGUGAGGACCCUCGCAAGCUCCUGCAGUCCUGGGGUCGCCUCCGCUUCCCUCGACACAUCCUCCAGAAACACAAGCACACCAAACAGAGGCAGGUCAUCCCCAAGAGUUUGCUGGAUUCUCAGUCUCUGAAGUUCAUUGUCAGCCUGACGCUGCAUGAUCGCACCACCAAGUCUCUGCUCCACGUACACAAGAAAAAGAAGAAGCCCCCCAGCAUCAGUGCCCAGUUCCAGACCUCUCUGACCAAACUCUUAGAGACGCUGAACAGAGCAGAGCCGUUCUUCAUCCGUUGCAUCCGCUCCAAUGCUGAGAAGAAGGAGAUGUAUCUGGACGAGGCCUUGGUGUUUCAGCAGCUGCGAUACACAGGAAUGCUGGAAACAGUUCGCAUUAGGAGGUCCGGCUAUGGAGCCAAGUACACAUUCCAGGAGUUCAUAGAGCAUUUUAGAGUUUUGCUGCCAAUGAAUGCAGAUGCCUCUAAAGAAGACAUCGCAGCGCUCCUUGAGAAGAAGAUGGGCCUGGACCCCACCACGUACCAGAUAGGCAAAACUAAGGUGUUCCUAAAGGAGCUGGAGCGACAGCAGCUGCAGGACAUGCUCCACAAGGAUGUGAAGCACAAGAUCAUCUUCCUUCAGCGAUGGUUCAGAGGUCGCCUGCAGAGGAAAGAGUUUCUGGUCAUGAGACAAGCUGCCAUCUUGAUUCAGCGUUCAUGGCGCAGGUACUGCAUAGAGGAGCGCAGGCGACGGGCAGCCGCUGUGAUCCAGGCUGUGUGGAGGGGGCACAGGCAAAGAUCAGAGUACCACCGCCAAAGACAAGGCGCCACCAAAAUACAAGCCCUGGUCAGAGGACAUUCGGCACGCAGAAGGUGCCACUCCAUCCGUGAGGAAAAACAGCGAGAGGAGGAGGAAAAAGCGGCCCGGCAGAGGGCAGAGGAAGAGGAAAGAAGGAAGAGGCAAGAACAGGAGGAGGAGGCGGCAAGAAGAGCAGAGGAAGAAAGGAGAAUGGAGGAAGAAACAUCAAGGAGAAAGGAGGAGGAGGCAAGGAGAAGAGCAGAGGAAGAAGAGGCCACCAGGAAGGUGCUGGAAGCACAGAAAAAGAGAGAGGAGGCGGAGAAAAGACUGACAAGUGAGGCUCAAACAAGAGAAGAUACAGACUUCGAGCUGGCCACAGUCCAGAAGGCAGAGGAGAACAGAGAGGUUAAUACAAGCUCAUACACAGAGGUGGAGCAGGGCAAGGGUGAAGAGCUGGAGGAUGAAGACGAGGAGUUUGAUUAUGAGACUAACGGUACCCUGGCUGAGGCUGGAACUCAGCUGGAUGAGAAAGAAGAUGAUGAGGAUUUGGGACGGCCAGACUCCAGACAACCCUUUGGUAGGGUCACCUCCAACGCACCAACACCCACAUGUCCAGACGAUGCCUCCGCUGCUUCCAAUGAAAAGAGAGCACGAGCUCCAGCUUUUAGCAGUGGCCAGUCAUCCAGGAGCCAGGAGAAGAGAGAGCUCAGGAGGCGAAGAGGGCUGGAGCACAACCAGAGGGAGACCGAACGAGCCGCCUCCUCCUCCUCCUCCACCCCACCCAGCAACAAGGAUCAAACGUCCCCGCUGAAGAGCGAAAGCCAGGACUCCUCGAGGCUAAAAGAGCGAGCGGACAGCAAGGAGCUGGACCAGUACACCUUUGUGGUUCGCAAAGUAAAAGAGGACAAAGGGGGGAAGAAGGAGGCCAAACAGUCUCCUCCUUCUUCCAGUCCUGUUCGCCCCUCUUCGUUACCGCUGCACUCCGCUGACGCCGUGUCAGCCGAGAGAAACGGCCUAGGUGAGGGCGUCGGAGCAGCCAACCUGCAACGCCGCCAUGGGGCGUUUAAGGAGAAGCCGGAGAAGUGGAAGGGGAGGAGGAGUAACGGAGAAUACCCAGACAGCACUUCUUCAACUCAGAACAAGGAGGAAAGGGGCAAAAAUAAGUCGCUGAGUGAUACGGCCUUAAUCGACAGUUUGUCUUCAGGAUUUGAAGUUGCCGGUGCUUUUUCAGCCAAAGAGAUGAUCUCCCCCUCAGAUGUGGAUGGCUCGAAGGGAAGCUCCAUCAGAAGGAAACACCAGGAUGGUUCUGGUCACCAAGACUCAGCACACUUCAUCCCGUCCACACCAGACAAGUCAGGUGGUUUCUUCAGCAAGAUUUUGAAAAAACGUCCGCACAAGGAGGCCCUGACACCCGACAACGCAGAGCUGACAUUUGCUCAGACUCUCGGUGAGCGGCCAUCCGGAGGGGAAGCCCCGACGUCUGCACAUCUGUCCCGGCCUCUUUCUCAGCGACAUGGUGAUACUAGUAAAGGUUUAGGCCGCAACCCCACCAUAAAGAUCAGCCGUGCCACACGGGUCUCCGAGCAGUGGAACGCCUCGCUGGAUCGGGAAAUUACCAACGCCAAUGAGCUGCGGCACCUCGAUGAGUUUCUAGGCAACCAGGUCAAUGAUUUCCGCUCCAGGGGGAAGUCUCUUUCAGCCACAGAGGCCAUCUUUGUCACAGCCACCAUGCAGUUCAGGGAGACUAUCAAAGCUAUGUAUUCCCUCCCAAAACCCACCAUUGGCUACAAAGGUCUGAUGACGGGCUACCAGCAGAAAGUGAUGCAUCUCGCGGACGAUAAGCAGAAGGCAGAAGUCCAACUUGUGGUCAAUCUAUUCCAAUCGGUUCUGGAUGGCUUCAUCAGAGGAGAGAUGAAGAAGGAGGAGGCUGAGCCAGCAAAGCCUGCUAAAGCGAGGAAGAAGAGGAGGAAAAAAGAUAAAAGUAUGGAGAGCCCACUGGAUCAUGUUUUCGUCAACUAUCAGGUCAACAUUGUGCAGUCAUGUGACCAGUGUAGUUAUUACAUAUGGGGCAUGGAAAAGGCCUACAUGUGCAGCGAUUGUAAAAUGGUGUGUCACAAGAAAUGCCUCGGCAAAAUAAUCACUGACUGCUCCACCUUCUGUGCCAAAAAGGGUGACGAGGACUCUGGAGGUCUGCACUUCGGUGUGCGCGUGGGUAGCCUGGUCAACGAUAAGAACCCUGUGCCCAUGGUGCUGGAGAUGAUGCUGGAGCAUGUGGAGAUGCAGGGCCUCUACACCGAGGGCAUCUACCGCAAGUCCGGCUCUGCCAAUCGCAUGAAAGAGCUGCACCAGCGGCUGGAGACCGAUCCCCACCGGGUCUGCCUCGAAGAUUAUCCCAUCCACACGGUGACGGGCCUGGUGAAGCAGUGGUUGAGGGAGCUGCCUGAUCCACUCAUGACCUUCACCCAUUACAGCGAUUUCCUGCAUGCAGUGGAACUGCCAGAGAAGCAGGAACAGCUUCAUGCUGUAUACAAAGAGCUGGAUGAACUCCCGAUGGCAAACUUCAACACGUUGGAGAGACUCGUCUUCCAUCUCGUCAGGGUGUGUAAAGAGGAGGGUCACAACCGCAUGUCUCCGAACUCAUUGGCCAUAGUUUUUGCCCCGUGUAUCUUGCGCUGCCCAGACAAUGCCGACCCGCUCCUUAGCAUGAAGGAUGUUGCCAAGACCACCACGUGCGUAGAGAUGAUCAUCAACGAGCAGAUCAGAAAGUACAACGAGAAGAUGGUGGAGAUCGAGCAGCUGGAGUACGCCGAGGCUCUGGCAGUUAACCAGCUGAAGCUCAAGAGACAGAACACGCACUACUGGCAUUUACCUCUCAGGUUCUCAGCUCCUCACAAAGGAGCGGUGGUGCAUGAGAAGGGGAGUUCCGAUCUCAGCGUGGUCCCUGAGAACGAGCCUCUGGACUCGGACACCGAGGCCGAGAACCUGAUGGAGCGCAUCAAGUCCAUCAAACAGGAGAAAGAAGAUCUGGCCUACAGACUGCCAGAGAUGGAGCAGCCUGGUUCCGACCAGGAGAACUUUGACUCUGAGGCCUCGCUGAGCGCCGAAAGCCUUCUGGACGAGCAGCAGCGCGCUUCGGUUCCCUGCUCGGAGACUGAUGGACGAGGUGGCCUCUCGCUGAGGAGACACAGGCCAGUUUGUCCAUCCAAACCACCAGAGCUGGCCCAGCGCCCUCACGUCCCCGGUGGACCCGACUCUCGGCCGAAGCUCACCUCUGCUAGCUCCACGUCCUCCGUGUCCAGCUGCGUUUCUUCGCCCUCCGACUCCCCGGCCGCCUCCAUCCGGCAUCUGCUGCAACGCCGCAACCCCAUCAUCCCUGCCACAGUUAAGCUCCCGCAUGGCGUCCCCUCCCAGUCCGCAGCCUACAAAGCAGCACCCGAGUAUCGCGCCUCGAAGUUCUUUGCCAGGAGGAGAGAGCACCCAGGCCGCCGCAAAGACAGCACUAAGUCCCUGUACAUCGACAGCUCUGAGUCUGACCUGAGUUUCUCUUCCUGCCCUCCCUCGAUUUCCCCUUCCCCCAUGGUGACCCCACCUCCCCGGCACCAGCACCACCACACUCAAGCCACUCGGGGCCAGAGACGUUUUUCUGACCCGGACAUCCCUUUUAUAGAUGACGACGACGUCUGAGCAGGGCACAACAGAGAGGACAGGCAGUCUUCGUCUGGCCACGGAUGACAGCGAUGAAUCGUAAAGAAAGAGCCAGGAGAGGACGAGACUCCAGAAUCGCAGUAAACGUGACUAGAUGUGCAGGAGCCACACAGGACCUGAGCGACACCAAAUCAAGGCUGCUCCAUUCGCUUUGUCAGUGGGAACUAAUUGAGGAAUUGCAAAUGUGUCCGCUAUGAUAGUAAAAUACCUGGACAAGAUUUGCCAAGCACCUUUUCUAUCAUUUUAAUAUAUUGUGGUUAAUGUUGAGUUGGGACAGGCUGUGUUCUCUGAAGCAUCAUAUUGAUGGACCAGCAUUUACUUUUCUUUUCUUUCUUUUUUUAUACACACUUGUGCUAAUACGAGGAGAUCGUGCAGCCGCACUUUUCCGGUCUUAGUUCUCUGAAUUGGCGAAACAUUCAUACUGAUAUGUUAGCUAGUGCCUUUGAAUUGUACAGUAAGUAAGAAACUCUUGUCAUGUUAUGGAUAGUGCCCACAACGUGCACAUUGGGACCGUUGUAUCGGUGUCUCGUCAGAACGGUUGCAAUGGUCAAUUUUAUCUUCCCACCUACAGGACAACAAACCCCCGAUAGGAAUUCAUUGCCUAGCAGAGCAAAGGGAAAUGGAAGCAGCACACGCCACUUUUAUCCUUUUUUGAAAGAACAAAAACACAAACCCAGCCAUGACGCGACAAGCCGUGCCACAAUGUCUUUAAAGUCUUUGAACUCCCCUUUCCCCGUUUUCUAAAAUGAACCGAAUCGCACCUGCAAUUCAUAAUAAACAUGACCUACGUAAGGAACAGGUUCUGCGACAGCACAACUUUGGCCCACUUAGUUUGAAAUGUGAUACUAAUGUUCCUCUAUGACUGCUGUUGAGUGAUGUCUGUUAGUAUGUCUGGAUUAUGAGGAAUAACGUGUAAUGUGUAACAGUGUGUGUGGUUGGGACUGAAUGACGUGAACUGCAAUGGUUGUUAGUAUUAACAUGACAAUACAGAACGUGAUGCUUGUUA